Molecule: messenger RNA, 875 nt
Organism: Cimex lectularius (bed bug)
Lineage: Eukaryota; Metazoa; Arthropoda; Insecta; Hemiptera; Cimicidae
Gene: galla-1
Product: MIP18 family protein galla-1
Exons: 1
Coding region: 218-721 (167 amino acids)
Source: RefSeq, a predicted model, not a curated record
ACCAUUAGUUGAAACUCUAUAACCGGUUACCUGGUUUUGGUCAUUUAUGUCAAGUGGAAUAACAUUUCAAACGACAUAGAAAGACAAGUAAAAUCUAUAUUGUAAUGCAAAAUAGUAUAGAUGAUCAAUUUCGCUCGGAGCCUUUGAAUUGAAAAUUCGUUUCUAUUCAACGAUCGAAUUGUGAAAUCGCAAUUUUCAAAUAGCUAAAGAUAGCAAAAUGUUAUCGCCCAUAUUGAAACGUUUCAAACUGCUGAUGAACAAACAAGUUGAGGUGAUUUCCGAUCUGCCGUCGGCCGGUGGCCCAGUUAAGCAUGAAUUACUCAUCAAGGAGAACACCGAGCUUAAGGAAGGCGUUUACGACACCCUGAAAAACAUUCGGGACCCUGAAAAACCAGCGACCCUCGAGGACUUGAAUGUUAUCAACGAAGAUGACAUAGAAGUGACACGGAACUUCGACAACUCGAUCUACAUGAUUAAAGUUGUUUUUACACCGACGGUGCCCCAUUGCAACCUCGCCACGCUGAUUGGCCUCUGCAUCAGGAUCAAACUGCAGAACUGUCUUCCGCAGAAGCACAAGCUGCAGAUCUGCGUGAAAAAGGGGACACACCAGGCCGAGGACGAGGUCAACAAGCAGAUCAACGACAAGGAGAGAGUGGCCGCAGCUAUGGAAAACAUCUCACUCCAGGAAAAAGUCAAAGAAUGCAUAGCUGAAGAAGAAUAACAAUCUGAUUGUUUUUUGCAUCCUUAUGUUUGAUAAGACUGACUGGAUAUUAGUGUGAUAUCAGAUAGAUAUUUAUUUUUGUAAAUUUAGAUUUAUUACAUACAAACUUGUAUGCUGUAAUGUGUUAUAAAAAUACAUACGUAGGUGUUUAUUA